GACCCUUAGCGGCUGCCGUCAACCAAUCUACUGAAGCUUUGAUAACCAGGAAGUAAACAUCAAGGUGAGGAGGCGGAGGGUGUACGGGGGCCGAGAGGUGCUGAGUCUGCUGCCUCUUCACUGCGCGGUGUCUUGUUCCUUCCAGUAGGAAACAUGUCAGAAGAUACUCAGAGAAAUUUUCGGUCUGUGUACUAUGAAAAGGUUGGAUUUCGUGGUGUGGAGGAGAAGAAAUCCCUAGAAAUCUUGCUGAAGGAUGACCGCUGGGAUAUUGAGAAGCUUUGUACCUUCUGUCAGAGGUUCCCCCUCCCAUCCAUGUACCGGAUACUUGUAUGGAAAGUGCUUCUUGGAAUCCUUCCUCCCCACCAAGAGACUCACUCUGAGGUGAUGGUGUACAGGAGAGAACAGUAUGAGGAUGUUUACCAUGCUCUAGAGGUCAUACACUUCAUCAAUGAAUCCACCCCCAAGACUGAGGUGUUCCACUACAUGUAUCAGUUAGAGACUGGGAAGCUGUCUAGAAGUCAGAAGUACACUUUGGAACCAGAGGAUGAGUUGUUCUUGGCCAUAGCCGGCCCAAUGGAGGAGAUGGUGGACGAUGAGGUGGAUUGUUAUUGGCUUAUCAAGAACUUUGUGCAUCAUUUAAACACCAAGUUUAGGGAUUCCCACCAGCAGCUGCAGAAAGGAUUUGAGCAUUACCUGAAUAUAGAAGAUAGCAGACUUGUGACGCAUCUCAAGACAUGCAGUGCUCUGGAUAAGCUCCCAUAUAACUUGUGGUUUAGGAAAUGCUUUGCAGGUUGUUUACCACCAUCCAGCUUACAAAGGGUAUGGGACAAACUGGUGAGUGGAUCAUGCAAGAUACUUUUAUUUGUUGCUGUGGAGAUCGUGUUGACCUUCAAGAUGAAAGUGAUGGCCCUUAAUAAGGCUGAUAGUAUUAAUGAAUUUCUGGAAAAGAUUCCUGUGGACAACACUGACCCAAUAGUCAACAAAGCCAUAGAUUUAUGGCACAAACACUGUGGAAUACCAGCCCAUUCAGUGUAAUGCUGCAUGUAAAUGUCCUAUUUAUUUAUCUAUAAAUGUAUGUUGUGUGUAUAUAUUUUGAAUAAAUGCUCUUUUG
Hyla sarda is the source of this 1111-nucleotide messenger RNA. It is a transcript of the gene TBC1D7, whose product is annotated as TBC1 domain family member 7. The transcript is spliced from 8 exons. Gene Ontology annotation, biological process: negative regulation of TOR signaling; activation of GTPase activity. Lineage: Eukaryota; Metazoa; Chordata; Amphibia; Anura; Hylidae. Gene Ontology annotation, molecular function: GTPase activator activity. The record is from RefSeq and is a predicted model, not a curated record. The coding region runs from base 154 to 1035 and encodes 293 amino acids.